This is a messenger RNA of Boleophthalmus pectinirostris (great blue-spotted mudskipper), 1753 nucleotides long. Its product is annotated as E3 ubiquitin-protein ligase TRIM21-like. Lineage: Eukaryota; Metazoa; Chordata; Actinopteri; Gobiiformes; Gobiidae. Gene Ontology annotation, molecular function: zinc ion binding; protein binding; ubiquitin-protein transferase activity. The transcript is spliced from 3 exons. Gene Ontology annotation, biological process: protein ubiquitination. The annotation marks the transcript as partial. The record is from RefSeq and is a predicted model, not a curated record.
GACAAAACUGCGUGGAGUGUUUUUCAGAAAUCGUAAUACAACAGUUUGACGUCCAAAAACUCAAACACAAGAUUCUGUGAUGGCCGCUGUGAGCUGUACUCUCUCUGAGGAUCAGUUCCUGUGCUCCAUCUGCCUGGAGGUCUUCACUGAUCCAGUCACUACACCGUGUGGACACAGCUUCUGCAGAGUCUGCAUCAACAAACACUGGGACAGCAGCCACCGAUACAGCUGCCCAAUCUGUCAACAGGACUUCAGCUCAAGACCCCAGAUGAAAGUCAACACUUUUAUUGCAGAAAUGGUCUCUCAGUUCAAUAAUAAGCCUGAAGAUAAAGAAACUGUGAGCUCCAAACCCCAGUCCUCUGCUCCAGGAGAGGUGAGCUGUGACCUGUGUCCAGAGCCCAGACUCACAGCCCUGAAGUCCUGCCUGGUGUGUCUGGCCUCGUACUGUCAGAUCCACCUGCAGCCCCACCUCACAAACCCCCGUCUGAAGAGGCACCAGCUGAUCCAACCUCUGCCCAACCUGGAGGAGCGCAUCUGCCCUGAGCACGACCGACCUCUGGAGCUCUUCUGUAGGGAACACUCACACUUCAUAUGUCUGCUCUGUAUGUCUGAAGACCACAAAGACCAUCAGACAGUCCUCCUGAAGGAGGAGGGUGAGGAGCACCAGGCCACGCUGAAGAAUCAGAUUAAAGAAAGACAUCAGAAAAUCAAGGAGAUCCGGCGCUCAGUGGAGCUCAGUCAGAGAAACGCAGACACAGAAAUACAAGAAGGUCUCAGAGUCUACAACGCUUUGAUGGAGUGUGUUCAACAAAGUCUGGACAAGUUCAAACGGAGCAUUGUAAAUAAGCACAAGAAGAAGAAGAAGAAGGCAGCUCAGCUGAUAAAGCAGAUCCAGACAGAGAUCUCUGUGUUGGAGCAGAGAGGAGCUGAGAUGGAGCAGCUCUGGAGCUCUGGAGACCACCUGCACUUUGUACAAACCUUCACUUCAGUCAAACCUGCUCCACAGCUCAAUGACUGGACCAAGGAGACUGUGAGGGUCCCAUCGUACAAGGGGAGAGUGGGCCAGGCUGUGUCUGAGCUGAAGAAGACACUUAAUACAGAGAUGAAGAAGUUCUUUAAAUAUGAAAUAGAAAAAGUACAAGGGUUUGCAGUAAAGGUGUCUCUAGACCCAGACACAGGGCAUCCAAACUUAGUUCUGUCUAAAAAUCUCAAACAGGUUCAUUACAGUAAUCUAAAAAUAUAUCUCCCAGAUAAUCCUGAGAGAUUUUCUUAUUGGUUGUGUGUAUUAGGGAAAGAAAAGUUCUCAUCAGGAAAGUUUUAUUUUGAGGUCCAGGUCAAAAGAAAGACUAAAUGGGAAUUAGGAGUGGCCAAAGAGUCAGUGGACAGAAAAGAAGAAGACAAUCAGACUGUACAGAGAGGAUACUGGACACUCUAUAUGGUCAGUGAUGAGUAUAAAACAUCAGACGAACCUCCUGUAGUUUUCCCUGUGAGUUCCUCUCCAGAGAAGGUGGGAGUGUUUGUGGAUUAUGAUGAAGGUCUGGUCUCCUUCUAUGAUGUGAAUGAAGAAUCUCUUAUUUACUCUUUCACUGGCUGUGGUUUCACUGAGAACAUUCUGCCACUGUUCAAUCCAUGUAACUAUGAUGAUGGUAAAAACAUUUCUCCUCUGGUCCUUUCUCCCAUUAACAGCUCUAGUAGUAGUAGUAGUAGUAGUAGUAGUAGUAGUAGUAGUAGUAGUAGUAGUAGUAGUAGUAGU